CACAAAGAACAAACAGCAAAGUAAACGAUUCUGCCUUCUCACUUUCAACAGUUGUUGGAGAACUCAGUGAAACUUGAUCUUUCUGCAUCAUUAUUCAGGAGUUCCAAAUUUUGAUCACAAUGAGGGAAAUCGUACACCUGCAGGCAGGCCAGUGUGGCAACCAAAUUGGAGCAAAGUUCUGGGAGGUGAUAAGUGACGAACAUGGCAUUGACCCCUCUGGGACGUACCACGGGGACAACGACCUGCAGCUAGAGCGAAUAAAUGUGUACUUCAACGAGGCAGCAGCUGGUAAGUAUGUUCCUCGUGCAGUGCUUUUUGACUUGGAGCCAGGGACGAUGGACUCUGUGAGGUCUAGUCCAUAUGGCCAAAUCUUCAGACCAGACAGUUUUGUCUUUGGCCAGACCGGAGCAGGUAACAACUGGGCUAGAGGUCACUACACAGAGGGAGCUGAGCUGGUGGACUCUGUCUUGGAUGUGGUGAGGAAGGAGUCAGAGAGCUGCGACUGCCUCCAGGGCUUUCAGCUCACACACUCGCUGGGCGGAGGCACUGGCUCUGGCAUGGGCACACUGCUUGUCAGCAAAAUCCGAGAGGAGUAUCCAGAUCGCAUCAUGAACACUUUCAGUGUGGUUCCUUCACCCAAGGUCUCAGACACAGUAGUGGAACCUUACAAUGCCACCCUGUCUGUCCACCAACUGGUCGAGAACACAGAUGAGACCUUCUGCAUUGAUAAUGAGGCCCUGUAUGACAUCUGCUUCCGCACACUCAAACUCACCACACCCUGCUACAGUGACCUCAAUCAUCUUGUCUCAAGCACCAUGAGUGGUGUGACCACCUGCCUGCGCUUCCCUGGACAGCUCAAUGCUGAUCUGAGGAAACUGGCCGUUAACAUGGUUCCCUUCCCCAGACUGCACUUCUUCAUGCCAGGCUUUGCCCCCCUGACCAGUCGGGGCAGCCAGCAGUACAGAGCAUUGACAGUGCCUGAACUCACUCAGCAGAUGUUCGAUGCCAAGAAUAUGAUGGCUGCUUGUGACCCACGUCAUGGGCGCUACCUCACAGUGGCAGCCAUCUUCAGAGGCCGUCUUUCCAUGAAGGAGGUGGACGAACAGAUGUUGAACAUUCAGAACAAGAACAACAGCUACUUUGUGGAGUGGAUCCCCAACAACGUUAAGACGGCGGUCUGUGACAUCCCUCCCCGUGGCCUCAAAAUGUCUGCCACCUUCAUUGGCAACAGCACAGCCAUUCAAGAACUGUUCAGACGCAUCUCAGAGCAGUUCACCGCCAUGUUCCGCCGUAAGGCCUUCCUCCACUGGUACACAGGCGAGGGUAUGGAUGAGAUGGAGUUCACUGAGGCUGAGAGCAACAUGAACGACCUGAUUUCUGAGUACCAGCAGUACCAGGACGCCACUGCUGAGGAAGGGGGCGAGUUUGAAGAGGAAGGAGAAGAGGAGCAGGAAUAGAAACUUACAUGACCUGAUCUUAUAAUGCAAGAGUGUAGGGCCCAAUUGCUUUUAAAUGUAGAAUAUAAAAUAGUCUCAAACUUUUUGUAAUUCACUUACCAUUUUAGAGGGAUUAUCGUGUCUGCAUGAUCUGAACAAAAUGUAUCUAAAGCUGGAGGCAUAACCUUUAAACAUAAACAAAUAUUUGUUACAUUCAAACCAUUUACAAAUGAGUUCACAUAAUGCUAAUUAAGUCAGCUCCACAUGACUUUUACUGUGUUUUUUUUCAUGUAGCAGUGUUUUGUUUCCGUGUUUUUGGUAACAAUCCCGCACUUCACUAGCAGGUCUAAGUUUUACAUCAAGAUCGAUGGAGGGAAGGCCAUAGUUUACACCAUAGUGACGCAAGCAGUGUUUUUGCAUCAGAAGUUAUCACUGGAGCUUUUAUGAUUCAUACAGAAAAGUAUUUACUUACGCUUUAAUCAAUACAAAUGUAAGCAAUGUGACGACUGGAACAAUAUACAGUUUUCUCUAUUUCUCUAGAGACCAUAAAAGAUACAUAUGUGUGUCUUAAAGAGUAUUCACAAAUUCUUCUAAACACUUCUGCAUGUUCUCUUUCUGAAAUACUGGGUUACAUAAAUAUCUUGUCUUUACAAAUAAAUAGCCAAGUAGUAAAAAAUAGACUUCAACAAAAAGUCUUGUUUUGUUCAUUGAAGACCAUAGACCUCAUUCAUGAAAUUUACAAAAAGCUGUAUCGAAAAGUCAAUACAGAAAUAUAGAAAUGAUGUACCAGUUUAGCAGCUGUCAUGCAAAAAAUUUAAUAAAAUGUAAUGUGUCAUGGAAUUACAAUGUGAUUACAAGCAAAUUGAAGGCUCAGAUAGAUAGAUAGAUAGAUAGAUAGAUAGAUAGAUAGAUAGAUAGAUAGAUAGAUAGAUAGAUAGAUAGAUAGAUUGAUAGAUAUCUUAUAAGUUAGGUCCAUGCUACUUGACCAUGUGAGUGUGUUUGUAGCUUCUGACUUAGACCUUGCUGGCUAGCUGGUGGUCUUUGAGUAGAGAAUGCAGAUGCCUUCCACCCCAGGGCAAUACAGAGGCCAGUCCAGCACGUCCAGGAACUACUUUUCCAGAGAACAUCCAUAAAACUGUCAAGGAGGUGGCAACAGUCCAACAUGCAAUAUCUGCUGUUCCAAAGCAGUCAACUGAUGACAAACAUCUGUGCUCUCCUGUCCUUCUAUCAGCAACAGAGGAUGCCAUGGCAGGAGGAGCGACUGAGACUACCUGGCGUGUGCUCUGCUGCAACAACAUAGGUCUCUGUACGCGUCUCGACUGUCUAAGUCUUGUCUAAGUUUUUCUUGUCUUCAUCCUUGUCUUCGAUGGCAAACUAUGGCAAACUCGUCCGAUUUAAUCAUUGUCCUUAUGAUCGCUGAGCGAUGCUACUUCUAUCUGUGAUGAUCAUACAACAUCACCAAUAAUAUAUAAAAAUGUACUCACCUACAGCCGAGAAGACCUAUCGCUGCGGGACUCCCUGCCAUGUAACAUCAAGCCUGUGGGGUCCUACCCCUGGAACUCCGACCCAGGAAAGGUGCAAAUGAGGAGGAAUCCGAAACAGGCUAAGGAGACGUCCCUUCAAACCACCUCUUCCCUCCAUCAUCCUGGCAAAUGUCCAUUCCCUCCGCAAAGUGGACCUGCUACACGCUCGCUGACGCCUAUAAAGGGAGGUUGAGGAUGACCUCUUCAAAGCCCUGGGCAACCCACCCAACAUGACCAUUCCCGUCACCAAUAUGUAAGAGUGUCUCUGAGGUGGGUAUCUUGGCAAUGGUGCUCUGCAACAGAUCGUAGAACUCUUUUUUCGACAUCUGAGUGUCCGAUCUGAGGUGUGUAGAUUAAGAGAAAAGUGAGAAAAGAUUUGCCAAUGACAAGUCUCAACAGGAGGAUCCUAUCUGAGAUACGUUGGACCUCAAAGACCAGCUAUCAUGAUGCCUACACCGCUUUGACCUUGCUUGUUUCCACACCAGUAAAACUUGUUACGGGAAUCCUUUCCUUUGAUAAACAAAGCUUGGUUUGCAUUCAGGCCUUCGGACCACCUAGUCUCUUGCAGGCAGCAGAGAUCGAUCCUUCUUCUUACGAGUGUCUCCACAACUUCAUUACUACGUCCCUUCAAAGUGCCUACAUUCAAUGAGCCUAUCCUGAACUUCAACUUCGACUUCAACUUCACCGGGCACUCGCAAGAUUUGCCUUGAUGGCCGGACCCUGCCUGCUGCACCCGAGAGUCAGCCAAGCCCGAGACACUAGUCGGUGACUGCUACCGGAACUGCCUAUACCUUUAUCUGUAUGUAGACCUGCCAUUAAGUAUAUGGACGUGUUUUUUUUAUGGCCGGCUGUCCAUCCUUUCGCCAACCUACAGCCACACUGACUGGGCUUAAUGUGCUCCAGAAAGGACCACUUCCUGCUUCUACAGUUACUGACCCCAGGAAAGGGAAGUAGGCUAAUACUAUUUGACAGAUGCUAUCGCUCCAGGCCAGAGCGGACCUGGAAGUAAUAAGUAAUGUAAUAAGGGGUCACUCCACACUCCCCACAACCACAAAUCUCCAUGAAUGUGGUCCUAUCACCGGUUGCAGUUUAACGUCAUACCCAGGACUAAACUUCAUACCCAGGACUAUGGGGGAUUAUAACAGCUGCAGACUGUGUCACAAGUCAGAAUCCUACAGUGCCCCCAGUGGGAUGCUAUCACACAACUCCAAGGCUCUCUGGCAUGCACCAACUGGGACAUUUCUGAUGAGGAAUUAGACAACAGGGUCUCCAUCAUCUCUGAUUAUAUCAACUUCUGCAUUCAGACCACCAUACCAGUUAAAAAAAUAAAGAAAUAUCCCAACUCCAAACCAGUGUUGUUUUUGGCAGCCAUUUUAGAUUUAGUCUUAGUAAAUAUAAUUCUAAUAAUAAUAACAAUAAUAAUAAUAAUAAUAAUAAUACUGAUAAAUAAUACCAGUACCCAGAAAACCCCGACCCAAAGAACUGAAGAACUUCCGCCCCAAUGCCCUCACUUCCAUCCUGAUCAAGUGCCUGGAGUACCUGCUGCUCAACAUCAUCCUGCCACAUGUCCAUCAGCAUCUGUACCCCCUCCAAUUUGCCUACAAGGCCAAGUACUGAAGACACUGUGGCCUGCUUGCUGCAUAUUCUCUUGGAACACCUAGACUUCCUUGGUACUACCGUCAGGAUCCUGUUUGCAGAUUUCAGUUCCGCUUUCAACACGAUCCAAAGACACAUACUGAUCCAAAAACUGCACCAUCUCAACGUCCCCCACGCCUGAUACAUCUGCUCCAUAACUUCCUCUCCAGCAGACAGCAGACAGUCUGGGUAGCACCCACCACCAAACCUUUAAAUAGUGCAUUGACUAUAAACUACAUUUUCACAAUGCAUGGCAAUUAUGUUUUUAUCCGCGAAAUGACGGCAUCUCGCCAAUAGAUCGCAGUGUUUAAAUUAGUGUUUAAUUACUACUACAAGUCAGAUUAAGCAGAUUGAGAAAUAUCCACAAACUUCAGGAGGUAAAAGAUUGAUGACAGAUAAAAAAAAUUGUUUCAUGAAAAAUGGAAAGGCGAAAUAUGUUUGUGCUUUAAGAAAAAAAACGGUAUGAGGUGGUGUUGGUAAUCAAAGAGUACAAUCAACCUUUCAUUUAUUUUUAGACAAUAUUUUAAUCAGAUAUAUCUUAAAAUUUUUCAAGUCGAGGUAAUGUUUGAGCAAGCAUCAAAGUAGAACAAUUUUUUUAAUAUAAAUCAAUUUAUUUCAGAUAAUUUUAAUACAAAACUAUUUUUUUUUUUUUACUAUGGAAAAGCUUAACUACAGAUUUCUAAUAGAAAGUCAAAAAUAAGCCAAAUGAAAACAGGUUUUUUAAUAAAUUUAUUAAAAUUGGCCCGCGAUGGAUUUGAGUUUGACACCCCUGGUCUAACACAUGGAAAUCUGAAAAUAUUUGAAAAAGAUGUGGCCAAAGGCCUGGUCUAGCUGUCAGUGAAACCACACCUCUCUGUAUGUGCUACUUCUCAUCACAGAAACUGGAAAACAGAUAGUAUUUUGAGCUUCAUUGCUACACACAACAAUACAUAUACAAUACAUAAAAAUCUGGACAUAAAAACCUCUUAACAUUUGAAAUGAAAUAACUUAAUUCAUAACAUCAUUUCUUGUCCUUACACUAGUGUGGUCAUAUUUCCAUCAUCUGUUUUUGUUGUUUCUUUUCUUUUUGAAAUAACAGUUUGCAGUUGCAGUAAAUAGUUUCAUCGUUGCAUAGUCCAUUUUAGUCAGGAGGCUACUUUUAGUUGUAAUAUUAAAUUUUUAGAUUUUAUAUCCUGGCCAUGCAUAUAUUAAUCGUUGCAUUUGUCUGUUUCAAAGAUGUCAGCCCCCUACCCUCGUCCUGAAGGCCCUUAAAAUCUGCCACCAACGCCUACAACACACAAUCAUAACCCAGUUGUUGCCUGAGUAACUUCAGCUGAAAGAUUAUGAAAACCAGGAGGGAGAUUUAUGACUAAUAUUUAUGCACAGACCAAAUUAUGUUCACUACUUUUAUGUUAUUGUAAUACUGAAUAACCUACUAACCAUAGCAUGUCAUUUUAUCUGUCAAACAUUGUUCAAACAAACACUUUAUU
This is a messenger RNA of Solea solea (common sole), 6063 nucleotides long. RefSeq names its product tubulin beta-4B chain-like. Gene Ontology annotation, cellular component: cytoplasm; microtubule. Gene Ontology annotation, molecular function: GTP binding; GTPase activity; structural constituent of cytoskeleton. The record is from RefSeq and is a predicted model, not a curated record. Gene Ontology annotation, biological process: microtubule cytoskeleton organization; mitotic cell cycle. NCBI's taxonomy places the organism in Eukaryota, Metazoa, Chordata, Actinopteri, Pleuronectiformes, Soleidae. The transcript has a single exon. The coding region runs from base 120 to 1457 and encodes 445 amino acids.